GCUUAGUAGUUAUUUAGUUGUUGCCACGAAAUGCUGCGCUUCAGAAAUAAGUGAAAAUCGUAGAGAAUUUCUAGAAUUAAAUACUUAGUACUUAUUAUGCAUAUGCAGACCCCCAAAUUGGUAUUUAGUGGUGGUGAAAUUGACGUCGACGAAAGUUUUUUGUUUGUCACAUUUCGUUGUGUGCUUUUAGGCGUGUAAAGUGAGAAACUUUCUGCAAACAAGAAGUAUGCAAAAGCGAGCAAGCACUUCCGCAAAUUAUUGUAUACAAAGUUUUUCGGUCAAUAUAUCAAUUAUUAGCACUCCUUAAAAGUGUAUACACAAAUGCAUACAUACGUAGGUAUGUGAGUAGAAGAAUUUCAUUGUGUACACAAAAUAAAGCAAGAACUAUGGCAGUGUGAUGCACAAAAACGGCAACAAUUAUUAAAUUUGAAUUCGUACAACUUCUACACUAACAAUUUCACACACAUAUGCAUAACAUUGCUUGCAACAUCACCUGACCUGUCGGGUGUGAAUAAGGCUUCGAGGAAUUGGCAGUGGCAACUAGCAGAAACAAGUAAUAUAGAGCAAUUGUAGUAAACUGAGUGACUAAGUGUGCUUACACUUACUUACAUAUAUACAGUUAUGUUUACAUAAGUGUGUGUUGUAAGUGUGCGCUCUUCCGCUUCCACUAAGCGUCAAGAUGACACUGAAAUGAAAAGGAUCAUGACCCACUUUUGAUAAGCGCGAAAGAAAAGGCAAACAAAUUGACAGUAAAGAUAAUAAAAAAACAAAAACAAUCAAAUGAUAUUUUGAAGUCUAAAGAAUAAGAAAGUGGAAAAUUCAAAAUCCUGGUAAAGUGGCACAACAGUAGUGAAAAAAAUAAUUAAAAUGUAGAUUUCACUAACAGUAAAUUAAACUUACACUUGUUAAUCUCCCACCAAAUGCCAAAAAGCAAAAACAAAAGAAAUUAUAAAUGAAAAUAUUUUAGCAAAUAAUUAUUUUAAUUAAUUGAAAUUAUACGGCAAAACUUACAGAAAGUACAAAACUCACUCGAAAAAACAAAAAAAAAAAACUAAAUUAAACCUACACCGUCAGAGUCACCCUUUGGUGGAGCCGUGAAUCCUUUUUGAUUGUGCAACGAAGCCACUGCAAUGCAUAGAGUAAUUACAGUUUCGAAUCCAUAUUAGUGCAGCUAAUUAUACAUAAGCCAACCGCAAUUAAAAGUAACAACAAUAACAACAUAAAAUGCUGUAGUGCAACUGCUCGCUUGUCACGCUAGCACAUGGAAAGGCAGCCGAUCAAAUAAAAUUUGUUGCUCCUUCGAGUUGGUUCCGGUGCCGGUUUUAGCACGCAAGUUCGGCUUAUUUAAGCACACAAACAUCCACUCAUAUAUAAGUGCAUAUACAUACAUAUAUAUAGUUAUAUUUUGGUGGUAAACUUAUACGCUUCCGAUUAUGCUGCCUUGGUGGUGUUGCUUGCUGAUUACUGGGCUGGUGCUCUAUGCCCUCUUCGAACUUCAUUACUUCCUGCGAAUGUGCCUUUGUGUGAUUCUGGCGCGCUUCGUCAAGCGAAAGUGCCAUAUUUUGGAGACGACCACAGUUGGCGGUCUCUGCCUCACCAACGACAUCGAUUGGCUGCUCUAUCACAUGAACAAUGCGCGCUAUUUGCGCGAACUGGAUUUUGCCCGCGUGGAUUUCUACGAGCGCACAGAUUUGUACCGCACCAUAAAACGGAAGGGUGGCUCAGUUUUUCAGGGGGCAGCCACCAUACGUUAUCGGCGAUUUAUCAGACCCUAUCACCGUUUUCACAUACAAUCGCGUAUCAUCUACUGGGACGAUCAGUCCGUUUACAUGGAGCAUCGUUUCGUGCGGCCCUCCGAUCAAUUUGUGCACGCCAUUGCAAUUUGCCGGCAACGCAUUGUCGAUUGCUCCGCGGAGGAGGUGAUGAAUGACCUGCUGGCACCCAAAAGUAUGCAACUGCAAGCGUCGCACAACACGGUGAGCUCCACAGUGAGCCUGGACAAUAGUGCGGUGACCACAACAAAUCUGGAUGUGGCUGAGAAUGGGCAGACGCGCGUCAAGUUGAAACCCGAUGUGCCGCCAGAGAUACAGAAGUGGAUUGAGUACAAUGAUUUGUCAAGCAAAAAUUUACGCUCGAAUUGCUGAUAGUUGCGGUUGAACGAAAUACCGAGCUCUUUGCUUAUGAUUAUGAAUGUCUAAAUACUCGAGUAAAACCCCAUACAUACAUAUGUACAUAGAUGCAUAUGUAACUGCACUUAUUAUAUAGCAAGAAUAUGCCUAGAUGAAAGAAUUAUUUAUUUUUUGAGCUCAUUAAGAAAAAUAUUUAAUUAAGUUUUAGUUAAUUAUUUUUUUAUAGCCGAAUUAUAUGUGAAGCGCUAAAGCGAUGUAGCUGUGUAUGCCAAUCUCUAAUAUAAUCUACCUUUACUACUUGUAUGUGUAAAUGUAUGCAAAAAAAUACAAGUAAAUUUGUAGAACAUAA
This is a messenger RNA of Bactrocera tryoni, 2478 nucleotides long. Its product is annotated as protein THEM6. The coding region runs from base 1434 to 2144 and encodes 236 amino acids. NCBI's taxonomy places the organism in Eukaryota, Metazoa, Arthropoda, Insecta, Diptera, Tephritidae. The transcript has 3 exons. The record is from RefSeq and is a predicted model, not a curated record.